Molecule: messenger RNA, 317 nt
Organism: Ambispora leptoticha
Lineage: Eukaryota; Fungi; Glomeromycota; Glomeromycetes; Archaeosporales; Ambisporaceae
Source: the annotation of a GenBank genome assembly
AAUAUGGUGCCAAAGUUGAUAUUUGGUCUCUUGGUAUUAUGGCUAUCGAAAUGAUUGAGAAUGAGCCACCAUAUUUAGAUGAAGAACCACUUAAAGCGUUAUAUUUGAUUGCUACAAAUGGUACUCCCACUUUGAAAAAGCCCGAAAAAUUAUCACGUGAAUUAAAAAGUUUCCUUGCUGUCUGCCUUUGUGUAGAUGUUAAGAGUAGAGCAACCUCAUUGGAACUUUUAGAGCAUGACUUUCUUAAAAAAGCCUGUCCACUAUCAGAUCUUGCUCCUUUACUCAAAUUUAAGACCGCUAAGGAUGGCAGGUCGUGA